UUGAUUCUGAGCUCUCUCGUGCCCAAGACCGACACAGCAUUUUCCCCCGUACUACUGACACACAUGAUGGGUCCGGGUUCAUCUCCUGUCGCUAAUGGCUGUGACCUGGCAGUCAAAACUGAGAGGUGUUCCUCAGCGACAUUCUCGACACGCCAUCAGCAGUCGACCAGUGCUGGAGGAGGAGACGACGGGAACAUUUCCUUGUGCCAUCCCAGCGUGAGGUCUACGAAUAGUCUCGCCACAGAGGCUGCUGCUGCUGGUGGAGUUAACAGCACCAACGACAACACGCACCAGCAUGGUGACGACGAUGGUGGUAGCGGUGAUGAUGACUGGUUCAAAAUCGUCGAUGUGGACACCACAGAGGUGUCGGCAGGACAAGGAGGAGGAGGAGGAGGAGGAGGAGGAGGAGAAGCAAAAACACCACCAACUAGCACGAACACUGCAGCACCACCAGCGGCCGCCAAACAGGCCUCAGGAGAGGGCAAGAACCAGCGACUUCCGGCCUUCAACUUCUCGUUCGCAAUGGGCGGGUGGCUCAUGUUCUACACGUUUGGGGUGGCCAAAUGCUUGCUGGAUCACGGGUUGCACAACGUGCGACCCACGGAGCAGAGCGUCAUCGGAAGCUCUGCUGGUUCCCUGGCCGCCGCUGCUUUGGUCCUCGAGGCCGACAUAGACAAGGUACCAGAACUGUUCGAAUUUGAGUUGAUUACGGUACUAAACCAUCAGUUGGCGGCGUAG
This is a messenger RNA of Ectocarpus sp. CCAP 1310/34, 738 nucleotides long. The record is from the annotation of a GenBank genome assembly. NCBI's taxonomy places the organism in Eukaryota, Phaeophyceae, Ectocarpales, Ectocarpaceae.